Maniola jurtina (meadow brown) is the source of this 1696-nucleotide messenger RNA. RefSeq lists its product as uncharacterized. The transcript has 6 exons. NCBI's taxonomy places the organism in Eukaryota, Metazoa, Arthropoda, Insecta, Lepidoptera, Nymphalidae. The record is from RefSeq and is a predicted model, not a curated record. Bases 239 to 772 code for a protein of 177 amino acids.
ACGUAACGCGUUUGCCUUCUCAUACCGUCAGAAAGCGUAGUGUGCGCGGGCGCGUCGUAAAUAAACAUUCGAAAUUCAAAAAUUUUAAAAGAAGAAUCGUUAAUUCAUUGUUAUAUUUGGAAAAAUAAAGUGGCUACAAAGUGUAACAAUGUUUUGAGUGAGAUAUUUUCCAUACCGUUGAGUAAACAUGAUGGAUUACUUAUUUAAUUAAAUUAUGACUACGAACGAAUGACGCAAAAUGACAAGAAAAUUUCUCUUCUGUUUCCCACUGCGGCUGGGAAACAUUGUGUUCGGGUACAUUGUGAUUAUAAUUAGUUUAGCAGUGGCAGCAGUUCAUCUAUACCAACUGGGGUUAAGUCUAGUUUCUAAAGACGAAGACUGUGAGAGGAGAUUCGGAAAUUUCGAAAAAUUGGAGACCAUUUUUGGGACUCAGAAGGAGGAUCUAGUCACGUUAAUUGUAAUAAUAUAUUACUUAACGUAUGUCAUUAUUGGAUUGCUGAUGUUUAUCUUCUCGGCUAUAUUCACCUGUGGUGCUUACAAGGUUAACGACUGCGCAAUCACGACGUUCUUCAUGUACAGCUUCGUCCACAUUUUCUUCUCUAUUGUUCUGAUCGUGUGGGAAGCGCUCACGGCGGGCUGGAUUCAACUAGGCCUGAUUGUUGUAUCAGAUGUGUUCCUCCUGGUUUGCCUGUUCAGCGUCAAGUACCUGAUGGAGGCCAUAAGAUCUGGCAACAUCUACCACCGGCCCGGAGAAGUGUUGGACAAAUAUUGACACAAACACAAGAUAGACAUUUUUGUACAUAGAUGAAACUGAAACACAUGCAUUACAUUGAAAGUUACAAGUCCUUUGAGCUCAAAGAGCUUUCAGUGAACUGAAGGGAAAUAUUAUUAGAAAUAUCCAAUGGAUUAGUAAAUCGACAAUGGUGUUUAUGCAUUCUAAACGUAUCGCGGGCUUCAAAAGUUCAAACCAUUGCAUAAGGGUGUAUCCGCAUUGUACUCUUACAUAUCAGGAUAAUAUAUAAACUUUUGCUGUUGUUACAAUUAUUAAUACGUCAAAAACAUUUCACAAUUUUCUUGAAAAGUAGUUCACUCGACAUUAUCAUUUUAUCAUAAAGAGACUGUCUCUUGGUAAUACUGGAAUCGAAAACUGCUUUUUUAUUUAUAAUAUGCUACUUACUAUGGUUUGACGCCCGCGAUAUGGAACGAAAUUGUUAGGUCCAAAUGUAGUGAUAUCCUUAAUUUGUUAAUUAAAUAUUAGGUUAUGGGCAACCAAAUUAGCAGCAUAAUCCAUUUUAGUCUUCAUUUUUAUGAAUUGAAACACUGAAAGACUGAAAAUACCUAACUCAAUGACAGAACGACAUUAGGUACGCAUUUUUUAUUUAAAUAAAAUAUUAGGUACCUACCUUUAAAGACGUAGUUGCUAAUAACUAAAUUUAUAAAUGUAGAAACCACGGAGGUGCGAUAUUGAGGGAGAAAAACAUUGACAAAAAGCGUUAUACCCGCGUUUUUUUGCACCCCUUAGAAAAAACCUGAUGACAUAAUCGAACGACCAGGUUUGCUUUUCAGUGAAGCAAAUGUGUAUAUAUCAAGUUAAAUACGAAGUUUUUUGAUUAAAAAUUUGUAAGGAGAAAAUAUUUUAAGCGAAAAUAUUUUUGAUCUUGCUGUACAUUUGAAAACUGAUGGUUCCAUUGUGUGG